Gadus macrocephalus (Pacific cod) is the source of this 4141-nucleotide messenger RNA. Its product is annotated as extracellular calcium-sensing receptor-like. Gene Ontology annotation, cellular component: membrane. Gene Ontology annotation, biological process: G protein-coupled receptor signaling pathway. NCBI's taxonomy places the organism in Eukaryota, Metazoa, Chordata, Actinopteri, Gadiformes, Gadidae. Gene Ontology annotation, molecular function: G protein-coupled receptor activity. The coding region runs from base 407 to 3163 and encodes 918 amino acids. The transcript has 11 exons. The record is from RefSeq and is a predicted model, not a curated record.
AAAACCCAGUUCGGCAGUUUGAAUUUGCACAGACUUGCUGUAUGUUACAAUAGAUGCCAUUGCCUUAUUUUUUAAUUACAGCAUGAGAAUAACGCUUAAAUUGUCAUUUUUUCACUUUUAGGUUUAAAUUUAGUGUCAUUUUAUCUCCUUUUGAUAUUACUGGAUUUUAUGGUAAAAAGUAUUUGCCACUUCUGAAUUGAGAGAGACACAUUUAUUUAGCAUAUUUACAUACUUUCUUGUUUUCAAUGUUUCUACAGCCACAGCUUUAGACGUCAAUACAAAAUAAUAUAUUUUUUAUUCUCAGAAGGUGAAACAUCUGCUGCAUGUUUUCUAUUCUACAAUUCAGUUACAAUUAUGUUUGAUGCAUAAUUUGACAUUGAGUCUCCAGUCUCAAUAGUGCUCCUUGAUGUUUUCGGCUUCCGGUCCGCCCAUGUCUUGGGUGUCUCUGCUCCUAACUGCGUGGUCCUCCAAGGCUCCCUCCCUGCUGCUUGUUGUGAUGGUGAGCAGGGAUGUGGGGCUCAGGGUGGGUCUGGAGGGGGUGCAGACCUCCAUGUGCUCUCGCUGGGGCUCUAGAGUGGAGGACUUCAACCAAGGUCAGGAUGGAGAUGUUGUCAUCGGCGGGCUCUUUAACCUUCAUUACCAACCGCCGGUUAUAGACCAGGAGUUCAUUAAGCCUCCGUUCUACAAUCCAUGCACUGGGUUGCAAGUGGAGACACUGAAGGCUGCCUAUGCUAUGGAGUUUGCAGUGGAAGAAAUCAACAGAAACCCCCUCAUUCUGCCUGGUGUGAAGCUCAACUACAGAAUCCUCGACUGCUGUGCAAGACACCCCUGGGUGCUGCAUGGAGCAUUCUCGCUGGUUGGGGGAGAGAUGGAGAGUUGUAACUCCACAGCCAUCACGCCACAAUCACAUGUAUCUGGACCAUCUUCAUCUAUGAGAGGGGGCCCAUCUGUACCGCUGAUCAUCGGUGGGGCUUCUUCUACCACAGCUAUAAUACUGUCUAGGACACUGGCCUCUCUCUCUGUUCCAGUAAUUAGCUACCUUGCUAGCUGUCCCUGUCUUAGUGACAGACAUCGGUUUCCUAACUUCUUCAGGACCAUUCCCAGUGACGUCUACCAGGCUAAGACCAUGGCCCGACUUGCAAUACUCUUCAACUGGACAUGGAUUGGAGCAGUCUUUGCAGACAAUGAUUACGGCCGACUGGCAAUUCAGACAUUUCAGGAGGAGAUUGAGGGAUCAGGGGUUUGUUUGGCUUUUUCAGAAGCUGUUAGCAGGGAGACUAUUGAGGAAGAUGCAAAACGUGCAGCUACCACUGUUCAGCAUUCCACUGCAAGAGUGAUACUGAUCUUUUGCUGGUUUACAGACGUGGGGGAGUUGUUUCUUGAACUGGCCAAGCGAAAUGUGACUGAUAGACAGUUCCUAGCCAGUGAGGCUUGGAGUACUAGCAGCGAUCUUUUGCAAGAUGUUGCCAUUUUGAACGUGGCAAGUGGUGUGUUAGGUGUUGCUAUACGAAGUGCAAGAAUAGCAGGAUUUAAAAGUUUUCUCCAGCACUUAAAGCCCUCUGAUCGUCCUGGUGACCUGCUUUUGAGAGAAUUCUGGGAAAAGGAGUUUGGAUGUAGACUUUCAACGACACCAUCUCAUCCUCAGUCCAUGUCUGAGAGUUCAACUACAGCAAGUAUCUCUGGCCCAUCUUCUGGCAACAGGUCUCCACUGACAGCUCCCCUACCACUGUGCAGUGGGAGCGAGACUCUCGAAGGGUUAGAGAAUGUUUUUACUGACACUGCCCAUUUAAGGGCCACGUAUAACGCCUACCUGGCUGUGUAUGCUGCAGCCCACGCUCUCCAUAAACAUCUCACGUGCCCGGAUGAGGACAGUCCUCCAAGAGACAACGGCUCCACCUGUAGCUCACCUUUUAACAUUAAGCGAAAAGAGUUGUUAGAGCACCUGAACAGGGUGAACUUCACUACUCCAAACGGGGAGGAGUUCUUCUUCCAAGGAGCCGACAUCCCAGCUGCUUAUGACCUGGUCAACUGGAAGACCUCCCCUGAUGGGUCACUGAAACUAGUUCUGAUUGGUCGAGUGGAUGGCCUGGAAUUACACUUGAACAAAACAUCUAUUCAGUGGACGACAGGCUCCAAUCAGGUGCCUAUUUCUGUAUGCAGUGAGAGCUGCCCCCCAGGAACCCGAAGAGCCAAUAGGAAAGGGGAGCCUGUCUGCUGCUUUGACUGUAUCCCCUGUACUGAUGGAGAGGUCAGCAAUGAGACUGGUUCCCAUCAGUGCAGGCGAUGUCCUGUUGAGUUCUGGUCCAACCCGGGGAACACGGCCUGUAUUCCAUGCAAAGUGGACUUCCUGUCUUUUAAUGAGACAAUGGGAAUCAUCCUGACAGCUGCAGCUGUGUCCGGGGCUGCAGUAACGACAGCUGUGUUUGCGGUUUUCCUACGCUUUCGAAACACUCCGGUGGUGCGUGCAAAUAACUCGGAACUGAGCUUCCUGCUCCUCCUGUCACUCAAGCUCUGCUUCCUGUGUGCGCUGGUGUUCAUUGGUCGUCCCUCCGUGUGGUCCUGCCGCUUACAGCAGGCAGCUUUUGGGAUCAGCUUCGUCCUCUGCGUCUCCUGCCUUCAGGUGAAGACCAUAGUGGUCCUGGCCGCUUUCCGCUCAGCUCGGCCAGGAGCUGGAAGCCUGAUGAAGUGGUUUGGUCCGGGCCAGCAGAGAGGCAGUGUCUGUUUCUUCACCAGCAUACAGGUGAUCAUCUGUACCAUAUGGCUAUCCCUCAGCCCUCCUGUGCCUUAUCGUGACCUUGGUUUCCAGGGGUCAAAGGUUAACCUAGAGUGUUCCAUGAGUUCAGUGGUGGGCUUUGCAGUUGUCUUAGGCUACAUAGGCUUCCUAGCCUGCCUCUGUCUCCUCCUUGCUUUCCUGGCUAGGAAACUACCUGAUAACUUCAAUGAGGCCAAGUUCAUCACCUUCAGCAUGCUGAUCUUCUGUGCUGUCUGGGUGGCCUUUGUCCCAGCCUACAUCAGCUCUCCAGGGAAGUACUCAGUGGCUGUGGAGAUCUUUGCCAUCCUGGCUUCUAGUUAUGGCCUGCUGCUGUGCAUCUUUGUUCCAAAGUGCUUCAUCAUCCUUCUGAGGCCUGAAAGGAACACAAAGAAACAGCUGAUGGGCAGAUAGGAAAGUUUAGGUUUGACUCUCCAAAAGCAAUGACUAAAAUAUUUUACAAAUAUCAUCUUUAAUUCAUGUGCUGUUUAUCUAUUUCUCUCAUUUUGCCCUGAACUCAACUGUAAAAAACAAUCCAUCUUUACUGCUUAAAUACAAAAAAUAUACACAUUCUUAGUCACAUCCAUGAGACUUUUGAAUGGUUGAACCACUCUUUGAACUGUAUCCUCUCGUUUUAAUACCUGGAAUCUUUUUGAACUGUAUCCUCUCGUUUUAAUGCCUGGAAUCUUUUUGCAUUAUUUAUUUAUUUCUUCUCCACUAUGGAGGUAAUACUAUUCAUUCAUUAGCCAUAGGCAAGGAUUUUUUUGCGGGGCUGAUGGUGUGUGUGCGCGCGUGUGCGUGUUUUUGUUUAUUGUAUGUACUGUUGGGUAUGGACACACCCUGCUGCUCCUCCACAUCUGAAGUUCCUAACGAAAAAAUAAAGUUAUUUGAAUUUAAUUGAAUUAGUUCAGUUAACUAAAUUAUUGAGAAUGCUUACCACCAAAAUGAUGUGCUCACAUGUAAAAUUGCUUGCUUGAUCAUUUCUGACAAAAAUACUAUUACUAUCUUUAUAAAAUAAUGUAAUGUACAUAUUGCAUAGUGAACAGUAUAGAAUAAAGACUUUUUAAGAAUGAUGCAUUCCGUUAUCGAAUAAAUUCAAAUAAUAACGGGUAUGUGUGUGGGUGGUUGGUUCAACCGGCUCAGUCAGACUCUUUCGACUUUCUAUAUUAUCUUGAGUUUUUCCUUUACAUAUGAUGUGAUCAUCGUACUAUAUUGCUUUAGAGAGUCCAAAACAACCUUCUAGAGACAAUGUUGCUUUUCAUACAGGAUAGAAGUCAUUGGACCUCGCCAUCGAAAGCCAAGCCAUCCAGAUUCAUGAAUGAGAAGGCCAUGUGUUUCACAUGCCACUCCUCUUUGAGAUGGCCCUGGCCAGGGUAACUACAAUCAGGGAAC